AUGGGUGUAUCAGGCCUUCUGCCGCUUCUCAAGUCGAUCCAGAAGCCGACAGAGCUGAAAAAGUUCAAUGGAGAGACUCUGGCCGUAGACGGUUAUGGAUGGCUGCACCGGGCUGCCUAUUCGUGUGCCGUUGAGCUCGGUCAAGGAAAGCCUACCAAGAAGUUUAUCAAUGCGGCUCUGCAUAGGGUUAAGAUGCUGAAGCAUUUCGGCGUCACCCCCUACAUGGUAUUUGACGGCGACUUUCUCCCUAGCAAGGCUGCUACCGAGGCCUCUCGUGCUAAAAAGCGAGAGGAAAAACUCAGGCUUGCCAACGAAUAUCUCAAGGCCGGAAAGUCCUCUCAGGCAGCCCAGGAAUUCCAGAAAUGCAUUGACAUCACUCCCGAAAUGGCGUCUGCCCUGAUUCAGCAGCUGAGAAAGAUGGAUAUUCCCUAUGUCGUGGCCCCAUAUGAAGCAGAUGCUCAACUCGUGUACCUCGAGCGUCACGGCUUCGUCGAUGGUAUUAUUUCAGAUGACUCAGAUCUGCUCGUCUUUGGAGCAAAGCGGCUGUUAACCAAGUUGGAUCAAUACGGAAACUGCAUUGAGAUUAACCGGCGUGACUUCUGUGCCUGCCGUGAGAUUUCUUUGACCGGCUGGAGCGACACUGAGUUUCGGCGAAUGGCGAUCAUGAGUGGCUGUGAUUAUCUUAAUGGCCUUCCAGGGGUAGGGCUGAAAACAGCAUACCGGAUGCUGCGAAAGACAAAGUCUCCUGAGCGCAUCGUCCGCUUGCUACAAUUCGAGGGGAAACGAGUGUCAGAGAACUACCUGACUCUGUUCUACCAGGCGGAGCUCACAUUUUUACAUCAAUGGGUAUUCUGCCCUACCAAGAAAGAGUUGGUUCAUCUCACAGAAUUGGAUGGGACACGCACAGCGGAAGAAAUGCCCUUUAUUGGAUCUCACGUUGAGCCGGAGAUGGCUUGCAAAAUCGCAAAUGGCGAUGUAAAUCCCAUCACGAAACUACCAAUCACUCUGCCCGCCACGCCUUCCAAGCGGAGGCAUUCUCAGAGCGCUGCGGCCGCUGAUGCUUCGGGUCGUCCGCUUUCCAAGCCCAUCAAUUCAUAUUUCAAGGGGCAUGAUCGGAUACCUAUGGCCGAGAUGGACGCCAAUUGUUUUUCCGUCGACCCUCAACGACUUUCGCAAAUUACAUCCGAGGGAGCCGUUCCACGAUUGACGCAACCAGCUCCACGGACAUCGCCUCGUCUGAAUCGACGGCGUACUGAGCCAAUCUCUAAGGCCUCGAGCCGGCCUCCCAAGAAGGCACGUCUGUGUGACGACUCGUUUGAUGCUGACGCAGACGGGUCACCAAAGAAGAGUCGGUUCUUCCCUGCCAAGAAAGCACUCAGAAAGAGCCCACGGAAGGCAAACAGCGACGUAUAUCUGAUGUUAUCAGAUGACUCUCUAGAUGAAGCGCUCAACAAUCUACCCGAUAUUGAAGGCUGGGCGUCUGGACCGCCAAAGAGAGGUGUUUCGAUAUUUUCCGACAAGCAAAAAGAUCUGCCUCCUAGUCAGCCCGAAAGUAUCAGUCAACAGGACUCUGUUCAGACAGAUACAAAGGAACCUGGCCACACCAGCCAGCCAGAAACCCCCGAUGAAACUCCCGAGUCUUCGGUCGAUGCUUCUACGUCUCUUCCAAAGCUGCCAGAUUCAACGCCUCAAAUCGCUCGCACUCCCCCCCGAACUCGAACCAGCUUAUCUCGCUUUUCAUAUUCCUCCAAAUCUACGGAUACACCGGCGUCAACAACGUCACAACACUCAUCAGUAUUCAGCGCUGCCUCUACAGUAUCUACCGCGCCCUCUACAGCCCGAGCGAGGCAAACGCCCCUUCAACGCAUGAGAGCGUGGGCGCUCAAAACUCCAUCAUCUCCAACACUACCCGUGCCGCGAAAAGAUGUCGGCGAGAGCCCGAGCGCCAAAGGACCAGUCGAACCUGAGCGUAUCCCACUCCCCAAGGUAGACUUGAAUGAAAUGGAGGCGCUGAAUAAGCCGUGCGGAAGCGAAGACCAAAUCAUCCCCGAUAGUGACGAGGAAGAGGAGGAGGCAGAUGAGGAGGAGGCCAAGCUUCCUACCAAAAAACUCAACCUUGCCCGCUUCGCUUAUUCCUAA
Molecule: messenger RNA, 2139 nt
Organism: Trichoderma breve
Lineage: Eukaryota; Fungi; Ascomycota; Sordariomycetes; Hypocreales; Hypocreaceae
Product: XPG i-region domain-containing protein
Exons: 6
Coding region: 1-2139 (712 amino acids)
Biological process (GO): mismatch repair; DNA double-strand break processing; DNA recombination
Cellular component (GO): nucleus
Molecular function (GO): protein binding; 5'-3' DNA exonuclease activity; DNA binding
Source: RefSeq, a predicted model, not a curated record